Messenger RNA from Hypomesus transpacificus, 1413 nucleotides. RefSeq names its product tetraspanin 33b (gene tspan33b). Bases 133 to 969 code for a protein of 278 amino acids. The record is from RefSeq and is a predicted model, not a curated record. The transcript is spliced from 8 exons. Gene Ontology annotation, cellular component: membrane. NCBI's taxonomy places the organism in Eukaryota, Metazoa, Chordata, Actinopteri, Osmeriformes, Osmeridae.
CUCUCUGUUACCCCUAGACUUCCCCAGCAGCUGGUUCUGCCGGUGGUCAGAUAUCCCUGGGGUGUGGCUAGAUCUCUGGGUUGUUUUGACCCUGUGUUCGGGAGUUGACCGGGAAACCGCUCCAGGGUGACCAUGGACAGGAAGCUGACCUUGAACCGAGCGGAGACGUUCUCCUUUAUCAACCCGUGGAUAAGAUACUUCCUGUUCUUCUUCAGCUUCCUCUUCUGGGUCUUUUCCUUGCUGAUAGUUGCCAUUGGGGUUUAUGCCAAAGUUCAGAAAGCAACAGACACAGUCCGGGACACGUUCCUGAUCGACCCGGCGGUCAUCCUAAUUGUGGUGGGGGUGGUCAUGUUCUUCAUCACCUUCUGUGGCUGCAUAGGGGCCCUGAGAGAAAACAUUCGUCUCCUCAAGACCUUCUCCUUCAGCUUGGCCCUAGUCUUCCUUACACAGCUGGCCAUUGCAGUGCUUGGCUUCUUCUAUUCUGACCAGACACGCGAUGCUCUGGGGAAGUUUGUAAAGAAAGCUAUAGUUCACUAUAGGGAUGACCUGGACUUACAGAACCUCAUGGACUACAUACAGAAGGAGUUUAAGUGCUGUGGAUGGAACAACUAUACGGACUGGUCCUGGAACCUGUACUUUAACUGCACGUUGGGAAACCCCAGCUCAGAGCGCUGUGGAGUCCCUUAUUCCUGCUGUGCUCCGAUUCCAGGCGAGGUCGUAGUCAACACCAUGUGUGGUUUUGGGGUCCAGACCCAGAGCUAUCUAGAGGCCACUAAGUCCAUCUACCCAGUGGGCUGUGCCGACAGGGCUGUCAUGUGGAUCGAAUCCCAUCUGCUCCUGGUCGGGGCCUUAACCCUGGGUCUGGCCUUGCCCCAGAUUGCCGGCAUCGUUCUGUCCCAGAUCCUCAUAUCUCAGAUCCAGGAUGAAAUCAGCUCUGUGUUCUCAAGGGAUCAAUGCAUCGAGGAAUAGCAGGACAAGGACACUAGAAUUGUCUGAAAGGGGAAAGAGAACUACAGCACUUACUGUACAUGUACGUCUUACCAGAGAAAGGAAAACGAACAUUUCCUCCAUGCACUGACGACAACAUCUUCAGCACAGAACAUCUUAUUCACUCACUGAUGUGGUCCUGGCUAGGGCUACCGCAUGCAUGAGUGCAACUGUCUUCCUGUCUCACUGCAAUACCUUAAAAAUAUAAGGCAUACAUUUGGGAUCGAUCAUUUAUUACAAUCUAUAUAUUGUUAUUUAAGAUUAUUUUGUAUUUAUAUUAUCAUGGAAGAUUGUUAUUCAUCAAAGUGUGUUUAUUUAUAUUUCAAUUAAUCUAAUUUGCUAUUACAGGGUUCCUGCAGGUUUCAGUAAGUCAAAUUUAAGACCUUUUUAAGACAUUUUAAGACCAUAAAGAUUGAAAUUUAAGAC